This is a messenger RNA of Amyelois transitella, 1926 nucleotides long. RefSeq lists its product as uncharacterized. Gene Ontology annotation, cellular component: membrane. The transcript has 14 exons. Bases 71 to 1909 code for a protein of 612 amino acids. NCBI's taxonomy places the organism in Eukaryota, Metazoa, Arthropoda, Insecta, Lepidoptera, Pyralidae. Gene Ontology annotation, molecular function: phosphatidylinositol bisphosphate binding. The record is from RefSeq and is a predicted model, not a curated record.
GAGUAUAUCGCGAACAUAGUACUAAAAGUCGUACUUUCGAUAACACGUUAUUUACUGACCUGUAUUAACCAUGUCUGUGCGUCACCUACCUCCUGAUUUGGCAGAAAAAGCCAGGGUUGAAUUAAACGAAGAUCCGAAGCGAUUGCCAAGUGAUAUCCAACAUUUGAAAGAUUGGUUGGCCAAGCAGCCACAUUUGAAGGCUCGAACAGACGACCAAUGGUUGGUGGCAUUUCUCCGAGGUUGUAAGUAUAGUUUGGAGCGGGCCAAAGAGAAGAUAGACCUGUUCUAUGCCAUACACAGUACAGCUCCAGAAUUGUUCAGGAUUAACCAUAAAAACCCAAGGUUUUUUGAAAUUUUGGAUUUAGGAUCUAUUAUAUUUAUCCCGAGCAGUGGAGAUCUUACAAAACCAAAAAUAUGUUUGGUUCGGCCCGGUGCAUACGAUGCUAAUAAAUAUAAUAUAAUGGAAAUUAUGUCUGUCUCGCUACAAUUACAGAAGAUCAUGAUGUGGGAAGAUGACCAAGCGAUAGUGUCUGGAGUCAGUAGUAUUCUGGACUUGGAUAACGUAACUAUGACGCAUUUCCUGCAAAUGACUCCGAUGGUGAUGAAGAAAAUGGUCGUGACGUCUCAGGAUGCAACUCCAUUUAGAGUAAAGGGUACACAUUAUUUAAACACACCUCCGGGAUUUGAAGUAGUUUUCAAUGCUAUGAAGGUUUUGCUUAACGAGAAAAAUAGAAGCAGGCUGUAUGUACAUAACAAGAAUUACGAAGAAAUGUAUAAGGUUAUACCAAGGGAACAGUUACCAACAGAAUAUGGAGGAAAUGCAGGCUCAAUCAAGGAUAUAACUGAUUAUUGGAAGAAAAAGGUUCAAGAGUACAGUGCCUUUCUAGACGAAGAUCUGCAGUAUGGAUCAGACGAGCUCAAACGGCCGGGGAAGCCCAAGACUGCAGAAACUAUGUUCGGGGUUGAGGGCUCUUUUAGACAACUCGAAAUACGCGCCCUAAGUCCUGAAUUGGCUGAGAAGGCGCGAAUUGAGUUAAAUGAAGACCCGAAAAAAGUAAAGGACGAUAUACAGCAUCUAAAGGAGUGGUGCGCUAAACAACCCCAUUUGAGAGCAAGGAUAGAUGACCAAUGGCUGCUGGUGUUUCUCCGAGGAUGUAAGUUCAGCUUGGAGCGAGCGAAAAAGAAGAUAGAUCUGUAUUACACCUUCCGAUCAGCUGCGCCUGAGUUCUUUGUUAUCAAACAUAAUCAUCCUAAGUUCCUCGAGGUUCUAAAUUUAGGGGCAAUGGUGGUGUUACCCAAAACAUGGGGUCCCGAUACUCCCCUAAUCACUAUUGUGAGGUUUGGUAAACUCGAUCCAAAUAAGUACAACGUUUUGGAUUUCGCUGCCACUUCGACUAUUAUACAGAAAAUAGUGCUUUACGAGAAUGACAAUGCGUCUGUCGCCGGUAUCCGAGGAGUGAUGGACAUGGAAGGCACAUCGAUGGCGCAUUUCAUGCAGAUGACUCCAAUGCUGAUGAAAAAAAUGACUGUCUUUUCACAGGACGCCAUGCCGAUCCGCAUGAAAGGUUUUCACUAUUUAAAUACUCCACCAGGGUUUGAGACUGUUUUCAACUUCAUGAAAGGAUUUUUAAACGAGAAAAAUAAAAGCAGACUAUUUGUGCAUAAUAAAAACUACGAAGAAAUGUAUAAAGUGAUUCCUAAAGACAUUUUGCCAGCAGAAUACGGUGGGAACGGUGGAACAUUAGCGGAGAUCAUAGAAUAUUGGAAGAAUAAAGUGCAACAAUACAGUGAUUGGUUAGAUGAAGAAGAAAAUUUUGGAGUAGACGAGUCGAAGCGGCCGGGCAAGCCAAAGACUGCAGAGGAAUUAUUUGGUGUUGAAGGUUCUUUCAGACAACUGGAAUUUGACUAAAUAAAAUUUUGCGAGGU